CGUCCCCAAAAGUCGGUGGAUCUCGUUCGCGUGAGGAGCUCAACGCUCCGUUAGCGGCAAUUCGAAAAGAUAAACUCCACGCCAAAAACGGUUCGUUCAAAUCGCCGCUGCAAACGCACAAACACCUCAAACGGCCAACGCACGUAAAUUACGAGUAAUUAACCUGAUAGUAAAAUUGUUUAAACAACUGUGUGUGGCUCGUUAAAAUAUAUUGUUUAUAAUCUUAAUCGGAAUGCUAGAAGCCGGAGGCUGCUAAAAAUAUUUACCGUGGGUGUUUGUGUUUUUUUGCGCACAGACCCCCCCUCAUUUUUGCCGAAAGGGGCGUGGGAAUUUCUGCGUGCGUGUAUUGGUGUUUUGUGUAUAACAUGGAUAUUCAAGAAUUUUGCACAUGAAUCCUUUUUACAACAAAUUAUAGUCUUGCCUUAUUACACUUCUUAGAUUCCAAAUAAAGAGGUGAAAAUAAAGUGAGAAAAAGUGAACAGAGCAAGGAUAUCGUAUUAGUCAUCGCUGGCAGCGACGUCGACUGCGCAGUCGGCAGCGCAUCCUGGCUGCUCGCGUGUGUGUCCGUGCGUGCGUGUGUGUCUCCCUCUAUUUUUGAAUUUCCGCCGGUUUCUGCACAACAACAACAACUAAAGCAACAGCGGGGAGAAUAAAACAACAACUUGUUUGUUUGAUCCCUGAGAGAGAGCAAGGAAGGGAGCAGGAUGGAGCGAAAGUUUACGCGCGGCUUGAACAAGCUCGGCUCAGCGGUGCAAAUGAGAGAGAAUGUCUCUCAGCUGGUGCGAGAGAGCGCGGUUUUGAACAAGCCACUCGUGGUGGAGCCGAUCGACUUUGAAGCCUUUAUAGCCAAAAAUAAAACUGUUAUCCAAAAUGAUCCGCAGCGGGAGCUGCUCAUCUAUCCCACAGAUGAUGUCUCGGAGAUCAUCAUGCCCCGCAAGCAGCGCACCAAUGCCAAGUCAGUGGCGGACAGAUUCGAUCCUCCCAAUGAGGCGAUUGUGUGUCCCCUGCAUGGUCCUGCCAUGAUAACGAACGGGAAUGGACACAGUCAAGUGAGUCGCCAGGGUAGCAUACAGUCGAAUGGAAGCCACCACAACGGGAAUGGCAAUGGGCACACAAGCAGCAGCAGUAGCAGCAGUUUGAACAACUCCAAUGGACAUGGGCAACUCUCCAGGAAGAGUUCACAGUGCUCGAACGGCUCCUCCAGCCACAAGGAUUCCUCAUAUGAGUCGGCCCUGUCGUCGAUUACACUCAGAUCAAAUCUGGCCCAGCCCGAGGAGGUGGAUGAGUUUGCGGAUGAUGGGCACGGCGAGGACUUGGUCGAUGGACAGCCUCACGGAUCCAGGGCGGAGUGCACCAGGUUCACAAGGCAGGCGCUCUACACGUACAGGGCAAAGAAUCACUUGAUUCACUACAAAUACAAUGCCUACGGUGGAAACUGUCACGAUCUUCCCAGCAUAUCACCUGCCGAGGAACUGGUGGAAGAGGUCUAUGAAAUCGAUGCGGAUCAGGACCGCAUUGACGAGCAGAUGACUCGCUCCCAGGCGGACACCAUAACCAAGCAGGGAUACCUCCUAAAAGGACCCGAUUCUGCCUCGGAUCGGAUGUUUGCCAAUAUUGGCAAUAAGUCGUUCAAGCGACGCUACUGCUAUCUGCGACAGGAGAUAGAUGGCACAUAUAUAUUAGAACUGCACAAGGACGAGAAGCAGGGCGAAGCCAAAGCCACAAUAGUAAUGGACUUCUGCACAGAUGUGGUUCAGAAUCCCAAACGUGGUCGCUUCUGCUUCGAGCUCCGCAUGACGACGGGCCAUAAAUCCUUCACCCUGGCUGCCGAAAACGAACAGGACUUUAAGGACUGGCUGAGCAAAAUCUCAUCGGUUUUGGCCCAAAAUCGCGCACAAGAGGAGAAGCGAAAUGCUUCACUGGAACGGCAGCCAUCUAUCGGCUCGAAUCCAAGUCCCCAGCUGCAGCCACCCGCAAUGGAUCCGCCAACCUUUGGCACUUUGAAGGGCUUGGAUCAAUCACUGCAUCCCCAAUUGAUGAAGUAUGGACGAGAAACGGAUCACUCGAUUGCUUUGGCGAGAAGGGAACAGCGCCGCCGGCUAUUUGCCUGCUAUCAGUCGCCAGUCAAGGGCAGCGGUAGCGAUAAUGUGGAGCAGUAUCGCGAGCACUUUGGCUCACGGCUGCUGCUCACCUGCCACAACCUGCGCUUCCGGCUGCAGUGCAUCCCACAGGACGAGGGCUCUGCUGGUGGAGUCGAACAGCAGGUGGAACCCUAUAUCACCAGCCUGGCGCUGUUCGAUGCCAAGGCAAACCGAAAGUUAAGCGAGAACUUUUACUUCAAUGUAAACGAGCAGUGGGCAGCCCAGCUACUACCAAAUAUGCCAGUACCUUCCUCUGUUGCUGGUUGUGGAGUCCCGAGAAAGUCAGCGGAGGGCGAUGAAAGGAGUUCCGCUUGUCAGGCACCUCAUUCCCUAUUCGAUGGAGUGUCUGCCGAGCUGUUGCGAUCGAAUCGUCAGCAGUUUCAGCAACUGCGACAAUGUCUGCUUUCCGUGACAGCUCCACAUGCCGAUAUAUAUUUGGUUGUGCGAAUAGAGAAGAUACUGCAAUCAGGAAUAGCCCAGGUUGCUGAACCGUAUCUUAAAGCUGGCAAGGAUCCAAAGCUGGGCCAAAAAGUCUAUAAAGCGGCGAAGAGCUAUGCUCAGCAUAUUGGCCAUUACCGCCAGCCUUUUGCCUGGGCAGCAAGACCUCUCUUCAAGCAAUACAGUCACGAAUUGGAUGUGGAUCCCAAGAGGGAGUUCGAGUUCAGUCCCAUUUAUCGCCAGGAGAUACCUAAGCUGAAGGAUGAGGAAAUUCUGAAGCUGUUGAUCGAUUAUCGCAAACCUGAAAAACUGAGCAAACUAACAGUUAUUCCUGGCAGCCUUAAGAUGCAGAUGCAGUUCCUGGACCAAACCACACCUUGCGGCCUAAGCAAAUCACUGGCGCCUUUGUCCACAUUUAGCCCAUCUUCCAAGCAACCGCCCACUGUCGAAGUGGCCGAAUUCCAAAGCCACAGUGAACGGGAUGCACACCCCUAUACGAGUUUCUGUAACCACCUCUAUGUGUAUCCACUGAGUUUGCAAUUCGACAGCCAGAAACUGUUCUCAAGAGCCAGGAAUAUCACGGUCGUGGUGGAGCUACGGGAUGGCGAUGGGGAGUACAGCAAACCCUUAAAGUGCAUAUAUGGCCGCCCUGGCCAGGAUCUCUUAGUGUCCCAGAUAGCCUGCCCGGUGCUGCAUCACAAUGUAACACCCACCUGGUACGAGGAAAUCAAACUGCGUCUUCCGCUGGGACUAUUUCCGGAACACCACCUGCUCUUUUCCUUCUACCACGUGUCCUGUAAUCUCAGCAAGAAAAGGGAUGCGCAUGCGGCGUUUGAAACGCCUAUUGGUUAUGCCUGGUUGCCAUUGCUCCAGAAGAAUCGCAUAUGCCUGGAGGAACAACAACUUCCGGUGGCUGCCACCUUGCCUGUCGGCUAUCUUUCCAUCCAACCCUUGGGCUGGGGCAAAGGGCAGAACUGCGGUCCGGAUAUCCAGUGGAUCGACAACCAGAGAAAUUUAUAUACGGUGGGAUUGCGUCUGGACUCCACGGUUCUGACUGCCGAUCAGCACUUGCACAACUUUUUUGGACACUGUGAAAGGCUGCUGGAGGGAGGCAAAACGGGAGCAGUGCCAGCGGAAACGGAAACCUGCAAGAUCUUGAAAGCUGCCCACGCCAUUGAUAUGAAAUCCUUGAUUAACUACUUACCCACGGUCCUCAACGAGCUGUUUACUCUGCUAGUUCACACGCAAUCCGAAGAAAUCGGUUUGAAUGUAAUCCGCUUGAUUACAAACAUCAUCCAUUUGAUCAGUGACCAGGCGAAAAGAUCUGAUCUUUUGGGUGCCUACGUGAAGUACGUAUUUCACGCACCCUACUACAGCCAGCAAACUGCUAGGCAAAGGACGGUACAUGGAGAACUCUGCAGGCAUUUGCCCUAUCUACUUAAUCCCAGCAAUCCCGAUUUCCUCAUCGUCAACAAGUUUAUGAGGUACUCGUCGAUAUUCUUCGAUCUGAUUAUAAAAAGCAUGGCUCAGCACUUGUUGGCCACCGGCAGGAUUCGAAUGCUGCGUAACGAGCGGUUUCCCAAGGAAUAUGGUGAUCGUGUGGAGCAAUUGAUAAAGGCACUAAUGCCGUACAUAACCACUCGAUUCGAGGACUUAAGUGAGGAAACUCAUUUGCUGAAUCGAUCUUUGGCCAAGUUUGUGCGCCAGUGUCUGAGUUACAUGGACAGAGGAUUUGUUUUUCGCUUGAUCCGUUGUUAUAUGGCAGAAUUUGCGCCUGGUAAUCCGCGCAUACUUCACGAAUACAAGUUCAACUUUCUGCAGGAGAUCUGCCAGCAUGAGCAUUAUGUGCCCCUCAAUCUGCCAUUUGUCUUGAAUCCAAAGAACAGACCACCUGAGAUGAUGCAGCACUUCACGCUUUCCGAACAAUUCUGUAGGCAGCAUUUUCUGUCCGGACUAAUACUUCAGGAAUUGAAAAGCAGCCUCAAUGAAGUGGGCCAUGUGAGGCGACACGCGCUGGGCAUUUUCAAAGAUCUCCUGGCCAAACACGAGUUGGAUAACCGAUAUCAGCAGAAGGGUCAGCUCUCACGGAUUGCCCUGCUCUAUGUUCCAUGGUUGGGCGUUGUGAUGGACAACAUACAUCGGAUUGAUGAUUUGGCGGAGUCUGGAGCUUGUACGCCCAAUGGGCACGUUUAUGCGGACUCCGCGUCCUAUACUAAGCGCUUGAGUUGUUCCAGUAGCUAUGUGUUCAGCAAGGACUCUUCCACUUUUGGCUCUCUGACGUCCACGCCGCGUUCAAAGAAUCGCCUGACUAUGCACUGCGAUCAAGCGAGUCCAUACCGCACCUCGGUUCACAUGAAGGAGCACAACUAUCUGGCCGCUAUCGCUGGACAGCCCAUUAGCAAUGGGAUCUCUAAUCUCUCACUGAACUCGAAUACGGACUCGGGGCACUCUCAGGACACCACCACAAUAGGAGCCUAUACGAAUGGGGACACAGAUGUGGCCCUACGAAAUGGACACAAUCGCUCAGUGAGCGUUACCCAUGCACAGAUCCUCUCCCGCUGCGAUAAGUUCAGUUCCGUCGAAAGCAAGGACCUUCUUCUGGGCUUCCUUUUCAUCAUCAAACACCUUUCACAAGAACAGAUGGUUGCUUGGUGGCAAAACUGCAAUGAAUCCGAGACUCUGCAGUUCCUGUCCAUUCUCGAUCUCUGCCUGCUGCAGUUCCGAUACGUGGGCAAGAAAAGUGUAGUGAUAUCUACAGAAACCCGUCAGGGACGUUUGGCCAAGGCCAACACUCUUCCAGCUAGGACUCAACCACCCACAGGCUUGGAGAACGGCAGUCAGGAACAGCAGCCAUCGAGUGGAACCUUGAAUCAAACGCGGGAACAUCUACUAGAGGAUAUGGAUACUCUAGCGAGAAGUCAGUUGGCUCUUUAUGAAUCGAAUUUGGCCACCGAAGUGGGCAUGAUUAUAUUGGACUGCUUGGGGCUGUAUGUUCUGCAGUUCAGACAACUCCUGGCCGAUAGCUUAGUCCUGCCCAAGGUGGCCAGAGUUUACCUGAGAUUCCUGCAGUUGGGUCAAUCAGAACGGCUCUCCAAACACGUCUUUGCAGCACUGAGAGCUUUUAUAAACAACUAUGCAAUGGCUCUUUUCAAAGGAAAUGCCAUGUUGUGCGGUCAGAUGGUUUAUGAGCUUCUCAAGGCCUGCGAUAGUCGCCUAGUGGAGAUUCGCCACGAGUCUUGUGCUGUGUUAUAUCUUCUCAUGCGCAGUAACUUCGAAUUCAGUGGCCGAAAAGCCCUAACCCGCGUACACUUGCAAGUCAUUAUAUCAGUAUCCCAGAUGAUUGGAAACGUAAUUGGACUGAACAAUGCCAGAUUCCAAGAAAGCUUGUCAAUCAUCAAUAGCUAUGCGAAUAGCGAUAAGGCGAUGAAGGGCACGGGUUUUCCCAUGGAGGUCAAGGACUUAACGCGUCGAGUGCGUACCGUGCUUAUGGCCACUGCCCAAAUGCAGGCUCAUCAUAUGGACCCUGAAAGAUUGCUGGAACUGCAGUAUUCCCUAGCCAAUUCGUAUGCCUCCACGCCAGAACUUCGCCACACUUGGCUGGUGACCAUGGCCAGAAAUCACGAGCAGAAUGGAAAUCUGUCGGAGGCUGCCUGCUGCCAUCUCCACAUUGCUGCACUGAUGUGCGAAUAUCUCCGCUUAAGAGGAGGUUGCACUCUUAGUUGGUCAUCCACUGCAUUCGGCAAGAUAUCUACGAACAUACCCCUAGAUGAGCAAGGUCUCAAACUGGAUGCCGGUGCCCAGGACUCCCAGUACACAGAACAAAUGCUGUUGGAGCAGCUCAAGCUCUGUGCUGACUUCUUGGACCGCGCUGAGAGGUUUGAGUGCCUUGGAGAGCUCUACAAACUCAUCCUGCCCAUGUACGAAAGGGAUCGUAGUUACCAGGAGCUGGCACACUGCUACGAACACCUCACACAAGCCUACAACAAAAUAGGCGAGGUGAAUCGGUCAGGAAAGAGAAUGCUGGGCCGCUUUUACAGGGUUGUAUUCUAUGGAAUGAUGUACUUUGAGGAAGAUCAUGCCAUCGAGUAUGUGUACAAGGAGCCCAAGCUGACAUCGCUCAGCGAAAUCUCCGAGCGACUGGCCAAACAGUACAAGGAGAAGUUUGGAGCCGAUGUAGUGAAGAUGAUCAUGGACUCGUCACCGGUUAAAGUAGACGAACUAGAUGCCAAACUUGCUUACAUACAGGUCACCCAUGUGAUUCCUUUCUUCUCCAAAGACGAACUCGACCAAAGGCUGAAUGAAUUCGAGCAGAAUCACGAUGUGGACACCUUCAUGUACGAGACUCCGUUCACCAAAUCGGGAGCAGCCCGUGGCAGCGUCGAAGAGCAAUGGAAGCGCAAGACGGUUAUAAAAACUCAAUACUCCUUCCCAUAUGUUCUAAAACGUAUACCGGUUAAAUCGCGUGAAAUCAUCGAACUGAGUCCCAUCGAGGUGGCCAUCGAUGAGAUGCAAUCCAAGGUUUCAGAGCUGGAGGAGAUCAUUCUCCCACCAGCCGAUGUGAAGAAGUUGCAGCUGCGUCUGCAGGGAAGUGUGGCGGUGACAGUGAAUGCUGGUCCUCUGGCCUACGCUCAUGCCUUUCUCGAUGCCAAGGUGGUUAACAACUUCUCAAUGGAUCGCGUCGGAGAUCUUAAGGAUGUUUUUCGCGACUUCAUUGUGGUGUGCCAGAAGGCCCUGUUCCUCAACGAGCGGAUCAUCAGCGCAGACCAGAAGGAGUACCAUCAUGUGUUGAAGGAGAACUACGAGAAGCUGUGCCAGGCGCUCAGUGAGUUGCUGGACGACGAGUCCUUCCAGCCGCUCGGCGACGAUGCCGACAGCAUAAACCAGCGCAAUAGCAUGGCUUUGUUCAAUGCGAUCAGUGGCGCCUCCCAUAACUCAAGUACUGCUUAAGUCCAACACAAAUCAUAAUAAGAUAUCAAAUAUCAAAAUUCUGAAACUCAAGUCACCCACACGCACGGCUAACCAGAAACCAAACCGAAUGUUGAAUUUGAAUGUAUUCAAAUAACACGAGCCCGAUACGUAGGCGUAGAGAUUGCAUUAUGCGUUAGCGUAACCACACGUAACCACGUAGUCGUAACAUAGGCUCUCUUGGUGUUCCUUUGUUUGAUGUUGUCGUUGAUUUUGAAAUUGUCUUGCGGCAGGUAAAGCUCGAUUUUGGGCUUAGUGGUUUGCGCCUCGGCUGAGGGAAUCCGCAUGUGACUAACACCACAGAAACAUAAACAAUCUAAAUCUGGUGGCUUUUAAUCCGAACCGAUACUAACCGUAAGCGCUUUCUGACAAAAUUCGGCUAAUCCAACUAAAUGUUCCGUGACCCUACCCCUAGCUUUUCCAUUUUGUAUUAACGAGUUUGUAAUUCUCCCUUUUUAGGACCGUAUUUUGUUGAUCAAAGUACCAGCAACAGCACCCACCACCACAGCUCCCACAUAAACACACAGAACUCCACACACCAUUCAUAACCGAUAACCGAACAAUAUAUUACGUGUGCUAAACGACCAGUUCCAUAAGUUCCAGUUAACCGAUAUUACAUGUUAAUUUGACUACAUCUAAGUGACUACGUUUUAAAUUCCCAAUUUAUUGUUGUUAGAUUUUUAUGUUGGACGAUUCGAUACUUACAAUUACAUCAAAUAUUUGUAUAUUUUAGCAUAGCAUGCAUGAUAUCGAGUGCAGCCCGAAUAUAGUUUAAAACUUGUAUAUUAUUAUUAUUAUUAUAAUUUGAAUUCGAGUCCUUGAUUUGAUUUUAUAACGCUAUCGGCUAAUGAUGCACUUAACGCAACCUGUACCAGUUACUUUAUUAGAUGAAAUCUGCUAACUUUUGUGUCUUCUUCAAAACUCGAAAUGGCUAAGGAAUCGUUUGAUAAUUUAAUUAUUCCUAAACGUAAAUGAAAUUAAUGUUAGUGUUAAACUAGAGCAAUAAGUUCCCGCAAGCAACAGAACUUACCAAAGUAUUCAGAUAAAGGAAAAACCUAUAUAACAGAUCUACGGAUAUAUAUUUACAUACAUGCAUUUUCUAGUGAAAUCGUAUAAUGAACUAAAUACAAAUAUACGCAUUAAAUGUUAAA
Molecule: messenger RNA, 8695 nt
Organism: Drosophila teissieri
Lineage: Eukaryota; Metazoa; Arthropoda; Insecta; Diptera; Drosophilidae
Gene: Ziz
Product: dedicator of cytokinesis protein 9
Exons: 13
Coding region: 705-7526 (2273 amino acids)
Biological process (GO): small GTPase-mediated signal transduction; positive regulation of GTPase activity
Molecular function (GO): guanyl-nucleotide exchange factor activity
Source: RefSeq, a predicted model, not a curated record